Messenger RNA from Hippoglossus stenolepis (Pacific halibut), 4379 nucleotides. RefSeq names its product connector enhancer of kinase suppressor of Ras 2a (gene cnksr2a). NCBI's taxonomy places the organism in Eukaryota, Metazoa, Chordata, Actinopteri, Pleuronectiformes, Pleuronectidae. The transcript is spliced from 24 exons. Gene Ontology annotation, molecular function: protein binding. Bases 117 to 3197 code for a protein of 1026 amino acids. Gene Ontology annotation, cellular component: cytoplasm; membrane. Gene Ontology annotation, biological process: regulation of signal transduction. The record is from RefSeq and is a predicted model, not a curated record.
GGGAGGGGAGGAAGGCAGGGAGGGGUCGUGGGGAGGUGUGCCCGCCUCACGGAGCUCUGUUCUCGGCUUUGCGACGCCGCUUGCGCGCAACGGAGACUCCGCGCAAAGUUUCCUCGAUGGCGCUGGUGAUGGAGCCGGUGAGCAAAUGGAGCACGAGCCAGGUGGUGGACUGGAUGAAAGGUCUGGACGACUGUCUGCAGCAGUACGUGUGUGUGUUUGAGCGCGGAGGGGUGUGUGGGGAGCGGCUGCUGAGGAUCAGCCACGCCGAGCUGGAGGAACUGGGAGUUUCUCGCAUCGGACACCAGGAGCUCAUCCUGGAGGCCGUGGACUUGCUCUGCGCUCUGAACUCGGGUCUGGAGACGGAGAGCGUCAGGACUCUGGCUCACAAACUCGGCGCCUCGGCCAAAAACCUGCAGAACUUCAUCUCCGGUCGCCGCAGAAGCAGCCAAUCGGAGAGCAGGUCCUCGCGGCGGCUGCCCAACGAUCUGCUGACCUCUGUGGUCGACCUCAUCACCGCCGCCAAGAGCCUGCUCGCCUGGCUGGACAGGUCUCCGUUUGCUGCAGUGGCAGACUACUCAGUAACCCGAAAUAAUGUCAUUCAGCUCUGCCUGGAGCUCACCACCAUUGUACAGCAGGACUGUACCGUGUUUGAGACGGAGAACAAAAUCCUUCAUGUGUGUAAGACCCUGUCCGAGGUGUGUGAGCACAUCGUGUGUGUGUCAUCAGACCCUCUGGUUUCCCAGUCGGCUCAUCUGGAGCUGGUUCACCUCACCAACAUCAAACCCUCCGAAGGACUGGGAAUGUACAUCAAGUCGACCUACGACGGCCUCCACGUGAUCACAGGAACCACUGAAGGGUCUCCAGCCGACCGCUGUAAGAAGAUCCAUGCAGGAGAUGAAGUCAUUCAAGUCAAUCACCAGACUGUGAUCAAGAUAUUUCCCACUGUCCCCUCCCAUCCACAGGUGGGCUGGCAGUUGCGUAACCUGGUCGGCUCGCUGAGGUCCGAUAAAGGCGUCGUGUCCCUGACCCUGAAGAAGCGUCCGCAGAGCACGCUCAGCUCCGCCCCCGCGCUGCUGAAGAACAUGCGCUGGAAACCCCUGGCUCUUCAGCCAACCAGAAGUCCAGGCAGCGGCUCCGGCACACCCUCAGGCACCCCCACCAAGACCUCUGCCCUCCACGACCUCUACAUCCCUCCCCCGCCCGCUGAGCCGUACACACCCAGAGAUGAGACGGGAGCCUUGUCUGGAGAUGAGGCCUCUCGUAACCAUGGCGUUGUCAGCCUCGCUAAACGCUCAGAGUCACCGAACUCCUUCCUGGACCAAGAGUCUCACCGGCGAGAAGAGGAGGAGCCUGUGUACUGCACCACGCCCACAUAUGGCAGGCUGAGGCCCAUCUCCAUGCCUGUGGAGUGUAACUGGGUGGGCGACUAUGAAGACCCAGCCAAGCUCAACAGAGAAAGUCGCAGAGAGGCGUCACUCAUGCGCUACGUGGGGCCGCCCGGUGCUGAGGAGAGGACCGGCUCCGACGACUACUCCUCCCACACGGCUCGUCCGGGUAAACGGACCAAUGAUACGACCAAACGCGCCAAGAGGCGAAGCCACCACAGCCAAAGCCCCUCCCACUAUGUCCUGCAGACAAAUCAGAGGGAUUCUCCGCCCAAAGACCCCGCCUCCAUCUAUCACACAUACCAGCAGUCUUCCUCUCUGCAGUCAAAGACCAGGAAGAAGAAUAAAGGACGAGGUUUGGCCUCCCUGAGCCGGAGGCGUGUUUCCUGCAAGGCGCUGGGCAGAGGAGACUGCGAGGGCUGGCUGUGGAGAAAGAGAGACGCCAAGGGUUACUUUUCCCAGAAGUGGAAGAAGUACUGGUUUGUUCUGAAGGACAACUGCCUGUACUGGUACAUCAACGAGGAGGAUGAGAAGGCCGAGGGGUUUGUGAGUCUUCCAGAGUUCAAGAUCGACCGAGCCAGUGAAUGUCGCAAGAAAUAUGCUUUCAAAGCGUGUCACCCCAAGGUCAAGAGUUUCUACUUUGCAGCAGAUGGAGUGGAUGACAUGAACAGAUGGCUGAGUCGUCUCAACAUGGCCGCUGUGGGCUACGCUGAGCGCGAGAGGAUGCGUCAGGAGCAGGCAGAUUACUGGAGUGAGAGCGAGCAUGAGGAGGACACCACCUCCAGCCCCAAGCAGGACAGUCCCCCACCUCCGUAUGAUACCUACCCACGGCCUCCAUCAAUGAGUGCCUACUUGGAAGGCCGAACCACUCGACUCUCUUCCACGGAGACGUCUCGCUCACGCUCCUCUCAGGAGGAUUUCUUGUGUGGCGAUCCACCCGCCGUGGCCGCCGAGCCGCAGUACCACCCUGGUCCCCUGGGGGGAGGCACCACGCACAGCGGGAGAAAACCAGGGGGCAGCAGCAGCAGCGACGUGCAGUACAGAUGUGAUCCUGUAGAGUACCGUUCCAGUCCUGCAGGGGGCAGCAGCGAGACGGGCUCCCCGGGCCGCUCGUCGUCGUCUCAGAGACGUUCUUGGCAGGACCUGAUUGAGACGCCGCUGACCGAGGCCGGACUGCACUACUUACAAACCGGACCAUUAGAGGACGCAGUGUUUGCUGAGCCCGGUCCUGGAGGUGGGACGAUGACGGCCGGAGCCGUUUACACUCUCCCCGCACAGAGGAAUGUCCCGUUGCCCAUGGCGAUGCAGAGGCUGAUCCCUAUGGCAACCCAGGGAGGGAAACCCCGCAGCUUCACGCUGCCAAGAGACAGCAACCUACACACACUCCUCACGCCUCCUGCGAAAGAAGUGCAGCAAACGUACAAUGGUGGCAGUGAAGGUGCGUCCCUCGGCGACCUGUUCCGGGCCUGCGAGCAGGGCGGCGUUUGCCCUUUAGGUCGCGGGUCGGAGGCCAAAGGUCAGUCGGAGUUCAGGCAGUCGUUCCUCAGACGGGCCGCCGACCCUCAGCUCAACGAUCGCCUGCAUCGCCUGCGGAUCCUGACCUCCACGCUCAAGGACAGGGAGGGGGAGCUAGCGUUGAUUGACAGGCUGUUGGCCAAUCCCCAGCUGUCGUCGGCUGAGUUCCAGGAGUGGAAGAGAGCCUAUCAGGAGCUGUUCUCUCCAGAGCCAAACCCCGCCGCUGAAUCAGACCCCGGCCCGCCACUGACCCCCUCGCUCUCUCACACACACUCCUACAUCGAGACCCAUGUCUGACCUGUAACACACACACAGACACACACACAUGCACACACAGAACCGCACGCACGACGACUUAAACUCCUCAUUUCCCAAUUCUGGAACGAGUUGAACGAGCUGCAGCCGACGUUUCGAUCAGCGAACGACGCAGAAAGCGACGGACUGUUUCUAAAGAGGGACGUAAGGACGACUUGAUUCAGGACUCGAUGGCUUUCUGCAGCCGCGGCGUUCAAGUGCAAUAGGACAGUUUUCUGGGAAGACGCCGUCAUGUCAACGAGCUGAUUGGUUGAACCACUGCAGCGGCUCUAAAGCAUUAAGUGUUUGCUUCUGCGCUCUUUACGCUAAAACCCAUGGAUAUAAGGGAUUGACUCAACUUUCUCUGGACGAUGUUUGUCUGCUCGUUCCUUUUUGACGGGGACAGAUUUCAGAGCCGCGUGUCCAUGAGCUGCCAUCACAGUGUUUCAUUCUGCUUCUUGUGCCAUUAUGACUGUGGUCGAAUCGCCUCAUACAUGGUUUCCCAUCAUGCCUUAAGCCGCGUUGUCUGCCUGCGUUUCCACCGUGUUCCAAAGACCAAAUUAUCCUGCUGAUGUAUGUAAAAACCGACAGCUACGACAAGCUGUUCAAUUCCAGUCCACCAGGUGGCGAUAAUGCAUAAAAUUGUCCGAUGAUGAUGACGCUAUAUAAAUCAAGCGACAACAAACUCGGAUGAGAUUCAUAUGAUUGGAAAAAAAGAGGAAAACGAGUAACAAAAUGUAUUCUGGACUUACGGAAAGGAAACUGAUUUUAUGAGUUACUGCGGAAAUAGUUGAGUAUUCCACGUUUUUUUUCCCCUGAACUAAAUUUGGACCCUGGUCCCUGCGGUGGAGACGAAGGGGUUCAAACAAAGGAUCCUAGUUCUCGGGGAAACUUCCUGAGGUGGAAACGCAGCUUCACACUUGAUGUCUGUGACGAUACUUUUCUGUAGAGUGACAAUUACAGCAGAGAACAAUGGGCAUGGUUCAUUGUUUUAAAAAAAAAAAAUCUGCUUUGAAUUAGUUUCUAUCUAGUUUUAGAGACUUGUUCUGGUUUGGUAGAGAUUCGUUCUGUGCUCGGCUGGACCUGGAGCAUGCACACUCGAUAGGAAACAUUUAGAGGAACAAUCCACCCUCAGAACUCUUUAACACUGGUUAUGUUGCAUUCAGGAGUGUUGGUUGUUUUGAU